This is a messenger RNA of Anguilla anguilla (European eel), 2451 nucleotides long. It is a transcript of the gene lhpp, whose product is annotated as phospholysine phosphohistidine inorganic pyrophosphate phosphatase. Gene Ontology annotation, molecular function: inorganic diphosphate phosphatase activity; phosphatase activity. The transcript has 8 exons. Gene Ontology annotation, cellular component: cytosol. The record is from RefSeq and is a predicted model, not a curated record. Lineage: Eukaryota; Metazoa; Chordata; Actinopteri; Anguilliformes; Anguillidae. Gene Ontology annotation, biological process: dephosphorylation. The coding region runs from base 35 to 949 and encodes 304 amino acids.
UGCCGCACUGGGCUCCGGUUUAGUGUCUGUAAUCAUGGCCGACAAAGAUUGGAAAGAGUGUAUCAAAAGUCUGAAAGGGGUUGUGUUAGAUAUGUGCGGUGUUUUGUAUGACAGUGGAGAAGGAGGUGGUAUUCCCAUUCCUGGCUCGGUAGAAGCAGUUAAAAGGAUCAAGGCUUCGGACCUGCAGCUUCGGUUCUGCACCAACGAGACCCAGGCCACGCGGGAGAAGUUUGUGGCCAAGCUGAAGAGGAUGGGCUUCGACAUCCAGGUCAGCGAGGUGUUCUCCCCUGCGCCCGCCGCCCUGGCCGUGCUUAAGGAGAGGAACCUUCGGCCUCACCUGCUGGUGCACAACGAUUUGUUGCCAGAGUUCAAGGACAUUGAUAAUACGAACCCGAACUGUGUGGUCAUUGGAGACGCAGCGGACAAGUUUUCCUAUCAGAACCUGAACGAUGCCUUCCGGGUCCUCAUUCAGCUGGAGAAGCCUGUGCUCUUUUCUCUGGGCAGGGGGCGCUACUACAAAGAGACGGAUGGACUGAAGCUGGACGUUGGGGUGUACAUGAAGGCCCUGGAGUAUGCCUGUGACGUGGAGGCGGAGGUAGUGGGGAAGCCAGCCCCAAUGUUUUUCCAGAGCGUUCUGACGGACAUGGGCAUCCAGCCGCAGGAGGCGCUGAUGAUCGGAGACGAUCUGAUCAAUGAUGUGGGCGGGGCCCAGAACUGCGGGAUGAGAGGGCUUCAAGUGAGGACGGGGAAGUACAGACGGCGAGCAAACGCUCGUAACUCACUCGUCCUGAGGGCUGCGUCGUCCUGGCGAGCUGAACUGGGUCCCGCCCUCUUCUGCCGCCGCGGGCGAAAGGAGCGUUUCUGCUGGCGAGGUCGAAGACGUGCCGCGGCCCCCCGGCCUGUCCCAGAGCCCGGGUUCAGGGGGUUCAAGGGGGUCGAGCGGGAGUAGGCAUUUUGGCUACGCGGUCAGAUCGAUUUAUCCAGCUGCCAAAAGGCCUAUUUCGGUCUCGCGGAAUUGGCAUUGACAGUCCCUGCCCCCGAAAAUCAAUUUAAUCAGGUCAGGAAUCGACCCCCCCGGCCCCGGCGCAUUGUGGCGCUCGCUCCGGGCAUGCUGGGUUAGCGUCGCCCGCCGCGACGGGAUUGGAUCUUCCCGCUUUAAAGACACGGGAAGGAUUCCCGGGUAAACAGGCCACGGACAUUCCCGAACAGCCGUCGCAGAAUGGCAGAUGGAAGCCCAGGCCUGUCUCUCACCUCUGCCUGCUCUCCGCUGGAAUGUUCCGUGAAGUGAGUCACUGACUGAGAGAACAAUGAUGACAUCCUUCCAAAGAUGACUCGGGCCAUUUCGUUUUGAUAUUAAAAAAACAAAACCUCAGUUGUCAGCCCUUUAGAAGGCCAAGAAUCACACUGUGACCUGUAUCUGUGAGACCGUCAGAAAUAUGCGUUUACAGUGGUGUCAUUUUAUCUAAGACACAUGGAAAAAAAGGACUCUGCUUUAAAAAAUGAAAACCAUAUCUAAUCAUUUGGUUUUAUUUUUUGGUUUUUAAAUUUACCUUUGUUUAACUUGGUAGGUCAGCUGACGACCCUGGCUGGGAUUCAAUCGACUUUUGCCCUUCGACUAACAAUCAAAUUCAAGAAGUAUUUGCUUUUCUUCGCAUCGUUUGGCGAGUUCAACGAUCGCUAAAAUAAACCUGCCAAACUGAAUUUGUAAGGGUUGAAUUGCCGUGCUCAAUGCACCACUAGUUUCAAGCCUUUAUUUACGAGGCAUUUUCUAGAACAUUCGUCCGAACGCUCCUUUUGUUAUUUUCACUGACCCACUUUGGCACCUGUUAGGCUGCUGUCGUUUGUGGAGCAGAGGAGGCACAUCUGUAGAAGGUGUAGACGAGGCCCUGCUGGUGUGCAGAGCUCUUGCAGGUGUGCCCGCUCCGUUUUUGGCAGAACACUGGCACCUCUCACCACCCCAGGGUACCCAGAGCCCCGACAGGGCCUUCUCCGAAAGCAGGCUGCUCUUUAUCAACUUUAUAACGUUAAUUAUUUACGCGUCCUUUUAGCCGGGGAGGACAAAGAGCCUUACAGUGUGACAAUGAGCCGGCUUUAUCCUGCCUUACCCAAGCCCCUGGUAUGGUACUUUUCCACUCCAGGGAGCUGUGUGUGUGCGUGUGUGUGUGUGGGUGUGUGACUUGCCCUGGUUCGCAGAUGGCAGGCUGUAACGUCCCUCUUACCCUUAAACACACAUGCGUAAAGCCCAGAGCCAGGCUCCAGCCUCUUUCCCGAAAGCAGGGGCCAGGUUUUUAAACAGAGGCGCAGACACAAGCAUUAGCCCGGCUCACAAUAGGGCCUUUUCUCUGACUGCCUCCCCCCCUGGCCACAUGGUCUGUAUCAGAAGCAAACACACGCACACACUCAUGCACACACAGACACGCGGACUCGCACACACACUCCUAUACACACACA